AUGAGUUCCCAUGUUGUUGUUGUCAACGCGGCGGCGAAGACGGUCAAGAUCCCGACUACGCCGGUCAAGUAUCUCACUGAAGUACGGGAUGAGGCUUGCAAGAAGUUCAAUGUUGGCGCUGAUCAGUUUACCUUGAAAUACAACAAUAAACCCAUCUCCCUCUCCCAACAAAUUCGGCUUGCCAACCUCCCCCAGGGCGCUCGUCUGGAACUCGUUCAGUCCUCACGCUCUCCCUCCGUAAUAUCAGUAGCCUUGCAACUCCCAGCAACAGAAAAGAAUGUCCGCUUGACACAGAAAUUCGCCAGUAAUACCUCAUUAUGGGAAAUGCUACGACACUUCGAGAGCGGUGAAGGUACUAACCACAACUUCACGCAGCGCGGCGUUCCUGAGAUGGACCCGAACGGAAAAUCUGGCUCUGGUAGAUUGAAUUAUGAGAUGCCUGUGAUUACGGUUAUGCCGGGUCAUCGCGAGCAGUCGAGCUUUGUAGGAUUGCAACAGACGUUGAGCCAACUAGGAUUCGAUAGCGGAUCUGCGCUCUUGCGACUUAAUUUCAAGAACAGCGGCACCCCACUCGAAGAGGCUAUGGCGGAGAUAUCACAGUACUUUAAGAGCGCGGAUUCUGCCCCAAGCAGUGCCCACGCGGAGAGCUCGGCGCAAGCUACUUCAUUACCGGGUCCGAGUACUGCUGCACCUGAACCCUCAGAGACAGUUGCUGGAGUACCUGCCAAGAGCAAACAGCCUGACCUAGAACCCAUGGAAGUCGACUCAACGCCCGCCCCAGAGCCAUCUCAAGAUCCCCUCUCCCCCCCACCCGGCGCGGCGGAAAACAUACCCCCAUCAUUACCUAGUCCUCCCGCUGCCUCCUCAUCCCACGCUGUGCACCCAACUCUAAACCGCAACAUCCAAAUCUUCUCCGCCCCCACCUCCUCCACUCCCCAAGCCGCCCGUCGCGGAUUCAACGAAAGCGACUACGAGCCCACCAUUGAGCACGCAAAGGCGCACCAAGCAGCACUCCAAGCCCGAACCCGCAACCAGCGCCUCCUCUCCGAUAAAGAGCUCGAAGAACAAGAAGCCUUACGCCUCGAAAAAGUCAACGCCGUCGCUCAAAAAGGAGGUUCCUUACGCAUCCGCCUGCCAGAUCAAACCAUGAUCCAAAUGGAUAUCAGCAAGCAAGACACAGCGGAAAUGCUCUACAGCUUCGUCUCCAGCUUCCUCGCUUACAAAGACCCGUUUCAGUUGAAAUAUGUGGGACCCAAGGGUGGCCAGGUUGGAAUAGACUGCGACCAUAAGCGGCUGAUCCAAGACCUGCGGUUUUCGGGAAGGGAGGUAUUAACGUUUGUUUGGGAUGAGAGGGCUAGUAAUGAGGCAAGGUUGUCGCGGAAGACAUUGAGCGAAGAGUGGCAGGAUAAGGCGAAGGUUCUAAAGGUCGAGGAACUGGUUGUAGAGAGCAGGUCUGAGCCGGUGAGCCAGAGCAAGACCGAGGGGAAGAAGAGGCUUGGUGGCGGAGGAGGUGGUGCGGAUAAGGAGAGUAAGUUGAAGAGCCUGCUCAAUAAGGGGCUUUUCAAACGAUAG
Lindgomyces ingoldianus is the source of this 1572-nucleotide messenger RNA. RefSeq lists its product as uncharacterized. The record is from RefSeq and is a predicted model, not a curated record. Lineage: Eukaryota; Fungi; Ascomycota; Dothideomycetes; Pleosporales; Lindgomycetaceae. Bases 1 to 1572 code for a protein of 523 amino acids. Gene Ontology annotation, molecular function: protein binding. The transcript is spliced from 2 exons.